GAACAUUUAGAGGAAAAGUGAAGCUGCGUUGAACGCACCGAAGGUUGAGGCCGCAACGAAACUGCUAGUUUGAUCUGAAAUCAUCACUAAAAAGUACGAUUAGCUGCCAAAAGUGCCGUUGGAGUAUUCAUGAAAACGAUUUGCAACAUUUUUAGAAAGUAUCAGUGCUUGGAAAAUGAAGACGAUGCGUCAGAAAACUCCGCUAAAAGUGGUACCGAAGUCGGGCAUCAAAAGCCGUGGAAAUUCUGGCAACAGCUUGGUAAAAGAUCCUGUUCAAGUCUACUGCCGCGUCCGGCCACCACCAUGCGAUUCCGAUCUUACCUGUUUGCGUGUUACGGAUCCCCAUACGGUCGUCUUGACACCGCCACAAAUCGCCGUCAACUUUAAGGUGGCCAAUUUAAAGGAAACUCAGUACAUUUUCAAGCGAGUUUUCGACGUAUCGGUUCGACAGCAUGAUGUGUACCUGAGCGUGGCUCAGCCAUUGGUUGAGGCGUUGGUGCGAGGGCGGAAUGGAUUGCUGUUUACUUACGGGGUCACCGGAAGCGGGAAAACAUACACCAUGACCGGUGAUCUGCAGCAUCGCGGCAUAAUGCCCCGAUGUUUGGAUGCUCUGUUUCGCACGAUAGCCGAUUAUCAGGCCAAGAAGUUUACGUUCAAAUCGGAUCGCUUGAACGGAUUCGAUGUUCUCUCGGAAGCGGAAAUUCUACUCGAGCGUCAGAUGGAACUGAACUCGAAACUGACGAAGUCAUCUCGUAAGAAAGACCUGGAUCAGGAGGUGGCUUCGCAGGCAUCAGUAGAUCCUUCCGAGAUAAGUGGCAUCGAUGAGGAUAACAUUUACGCGGUCUUUAUAAACUACGUUGAAGUGUACAACAACUCUGUGUAUGAUUUACUCGAGGAGUCGACCAUUCAAAAGACGCUUCAAAGUAAAAUGGUACGGGAAGACAGCAAUCACAACAUGUUCGUACACGGUGUUACAGAGGUGGAGGUCAAAUCGGUAGAGGAAGCAUUGGAACUAUUCCAGAUCGGCCAAAAACGAAAACGUAUGGGACAUACUAUACUGAAUGCGGAAUCGAGCCGUUCUCAUUCCGUUUUCACGAUACGGCUUGUGCAGGCUCCGGUGGACCUGCAAGGAGAGAACGUAGUGCAGGACCGCAAUGCAAUUACCGUUAGUCAGCUGUCGCUCGUAGAUCUAGCGGGAAGUGAGCGUACGAAUCGUACCGGAAACACCGGGCAAAGGCUGCGCGAAGCUGGGAAUAUCAACAAUAGUCUGAUGACGCUGAGGACAUGUUUGGAAAUUUUGCGCGAAAAUCAGCAGACGGGUGGUGCGAAGAAGGUUCCGUACCGUGAUUCGAAGAUAACGCAUCUUUUCAAGAAUUACUUCGAUGGUGAGGGUCAGGUGCGCAUGGUCGUGUGCGUGAAUCCCCGCGCAGAGGACUACGAUGAGACGGCGCAGGUGAUGAAGUUCGCUGAAAUGACCCAGGACGUGCAGAUAGCGCGUCCGACACCAGUAAAGAUAGAUGUAGGUUUGACUCCAGGGCGUCGCAAGGCAAACCAACUGUUCAAAUUAGCCAUGAAUGAUAUUACCGAAAAAUAUCAGCACUCGCCAUACACCACUGAAGCGAUCACGGACCCAACGGAGAUCGAUCUAGGACUAGUUUACAGUCUAGAACCGUUCCGCGUGGAUAUGAAACUGGGUUCGCCGGAGAGCGACGAGCUGAUCUGUAAGCUGUCCGAGAUACUAAAGUUGAGAAUCCAGAAGCGAAAGUUGCUAGGAGACGAUUUCAACGCGCGUCAAAACCGUUUCCGAAUGAAUCUGCACAAACUAGAGACAGAAAACUUGUCUUUGCAGACGAACAACACCGCGAUGAAGGGCGUAGUCGAGCAAAAGCAGCAAAGGAUCAAGGCGUUGGAGACUAAGGUCGAGCUUUACGAAAGCACGAUCGACGAGCUGAACCGCCGGAAUCGUCAGUUGGAAGAAAAGGUGGCCUCAUUGCAAACCCAGCUCAACCAGAAAUCGCAACUGCUGAACCAGAAAGAACAAGAAAAGGAGCGGCAGCGUAAAAAGUUCACUUCGAAAAUAGCUGUGGAGUCGGAGAAGAAAAACCGGGAGCUGGAACAGAAACUGCUCGAGCAGCGGAACAAGCACGAGGACGAAAUACGCGAGAAAGAAAGGCGGCUGCGAUUGGUGUCUGAAAUAGUUCAGGGAACUCCCAUACAACGUGGACGGUCCAGCAGUCUCGAAAGGGAUCCGCCCAGAGUGGAAACGACGCCGAAUGUGAAGUCUUUGGUUUCCGUAUACUCGACACCAAGAGUUUCUCGUCCUGGAACAGCUGUUGCGAAUGCUAGGCAUCGACGUUCACGCUCCACCGGUGAGCGCUGGUUGGAGCAUCGAGCAGUAAAUCCCGUACCGUUGGGAACAAUCCUACAACCGUACUACAACAACUCGAAGUCAGUUACCAAACUGAGUGACAAGGACGUGGUGAACCAUAAGGCAACAAAAUAUUGUCUCAUCUCGCAAGAUGCUGACACCGAGGGCGAGCUGGAAACGAAACUUUACAAGGGUGAUGUCAUUCCCACCAGCGGCGGUGGGGCGCAGAUUGUGUUCAACGAUGUGGAGUGUCUAAAACAGUAUUCACCGACAAAAACACCGCCCAGCCGUAAAAGGUCUAGCAACUUUAUCACACCUUCUGCUCCACCGCUAGCUGAAAUACAGAAUACUAACUCGAAGUGCAGCACUGCUAUCGAAGGUCAUGCCGCCGGAGCACAAAACAAACGAUCGAAACAUUAAGCUGUUCGAAAGGUGUUUUGUGGGUUGUAUAUUCCAUUUUUUUCUUCUUAUUUUAACAUACGUUGAAGUUUUUAUUAUAUCAUAUCUCCAAUUAAUAAAUUAACCUGCUAACGAAU
Anopheles coustani is the source of this 2904-nucleotide messenger RNA. It is a transcript of the gene pav, whose product is annotated as kinesin-like protein KIF23. Gene Ontology annotation, biological process: microtubule-based movement. The transcript is spliced from 4 exons. Gene Ontology annotation, molecular function: ATP hydrolysis activity; microtubule binding; ATP binding. Gene Ontology annotation, cellular component: microtubule; nucleus; kinesin complex. The record is from RefSeq and is a predicted model, not a curated record. NCBI's taxonomy places the organism in Eukaryota, Metazoa, Arthropoda, Insecta, Diptera, Culicidae. Bases 176 to 2788 code for a protein of 870 amino acids.